AUGAGAACUACAUGGUCCACAAUGAGGUUCUGAUUUUUCUUUUUCUAUUCCAAGGGAUGAAAUGAAUUUUUUGAUUCAAAGUUGGCUGUAUUCUAUUAGGUAUGAGAGCACGAACCAAAGACCAACCUUUUAUUCAGGGUAGUAUUGAAAGAACUCCUGGAGCCCUCUAUCCCUGCGCGGGCUCUCCCGCCACGAAGGCCGAUCUCUGGAGAGGGGGGCUGCAGCCGGGAACCCAACAACUCUUCCAAGGAGCUUCAGUCAGGCACCCGUCUGCUCUUCAAGGCUUGACCUGAAAUUCAUCUCAAUAUUAGGUAUGAAAGCCCGAACCAAAGACCAACCUUCUCUCCAGGGUAGUAUUGGAAAAAAAUUGCUGGAGCCCUCCAUCCCUGCACGGGCUCUCCCGCCACGAAGGCCGAUCUCUGGGAGGGGGCUGCAGCCGGGAACCCAACAACUCUUCCAAGGAGCUUUAGUCAGGCACCCGUCUGCUCUUCAAGGCUUGACCUGAAAUUCAUCUCAAUAUUAGGUAUGAAAGCCCGAACCAAAGACCAACCUUCUCUCCAGGGUAGUAUUGGAAAAAUUGCUGGAGCCCUCCAUCCCUGCACGGGCUCUCCCGCCACGAAGGCCGAUCUCUGGGGAGGGGGGCUGCAGCCGGGAACCCAACAACUCUUCCAAGGAGCUUUAGUCAGGCACCCGUCUGCUCUUCAAGGCUUGACCUGA
This is a messenger RNA of Caenorhabditis auriculariae, 717 nucleotides long. NCBI's taxonomy places the organism in Eukaryota, Metazoa, Nematoda, Chromadorea, Rhabditida, Rhabditidae. The record is from the annotation of a GenBank genome assembly.